Octopus bimaculoides (California two-spot octopus) is the source of this 1973-nucleotide messenger RNA. RefSeq names its product 1-acyl-sn-glycerol-3-phosphate acyltransferase alpha. The record is from RefSeq and is a predicted model, not a curated record. Gene Ontology annotation, cellular component: endoplasmic reticulum; membrane. NCBI's taxonomy places the organism in Eukaryota, Metazoa, Mollusca, Cephalopoda, Octopoda, Octopodidae. Gene Ontology annotation, molecular function: 1-acylglycerol-3-phosphate O-acyltransferase activity. Gene Ontology annotation, biological process: phosphatidic acid biosynthetic process.
GGAAACUGCCGAAUACUUCCGACAGAAGUAUGACAAAUCGCUAGACCCUGAAGAACUAUCUUCAAUCGAAGUCGUCCUUUCUUACUCUCGGUUUCGCUGUGCUUUUCUUUUUCAGACCUGACCUUGUUUCUCCAGCUAUUUUAAUCUACUACCUUCGAUUCAAUGCACCACCAGCUCGAUAAUACUAUUAAGCUCCACACGUUUGUUAUUAUAGCCAUUAAUCGGUGACGUCGUUAAAACUCACUUUGGCCUUCUGUAUUUACACGGACACUUAAUUACCACAAAUUAUAUACACCAAGAAAAAACUGAUAUAAACUUCGAUAUUUUUCUCUAUACGUUUCUGUUAAAACCCCAACAAAUAUGGGUUUCUGGGACAUAAUAUUCUGGAUUUUCCUUCUCGUUUUACUGACCAUACCGGUUCUGUAUUCAUUUAGUGGACACUUCAGGUAUUAUGUCAAGAUAGGUAUUUAUUACUUCAUCGUUCUGUUUCUGGCCACAGUUGUUUGUUUGGUUGCCUGGGUCCGGCCUUUUCAUGUCAACAACCACAAGAUUCUGAAAUAUACAUUUUGGUGUGUGAAGUACAUUUUGGGAAUAGAUGUUGAAACAAGAGGAAAGAAAAAUCUCGAAGUGGUUAAAGGGCCUUAUAUAAUUACAUGCAACCACCAGAGUUCCCUUGAUUUCAUUGGUAUGAUGGAAAUAUGGCCAGAUUACUGCACUAGUUUAGCCAAAAAAGAACUCUUAUAUACUGGUGUAUUUGGUGUAGCUGCCUGGCUUUGUGGCACAAUCUUUAUUGAUCGUUUAAAUCAUGAAAAAGCACUAAAAACGCUGGUGGAUACAGCAGAAAUUAUUACAAAAAAACAGAUUCGCUUAUUCACAUUCCCAGAAGGUACUCGAAAUCGUGAUGGACGCAUGUUACCCUUCAAAAAGGGUGUUUUUCAUUUGGCAGUUCAGUCCCAGGUCCCAAUUGUACCAGUGAUCUUUUCGUCAUUUCAACCAUUUUAUAGCAAAAACGAAAAAAAGUUGGAGCCUGGUAAAUUUAUCAUUACUAUCCUACCUCCAACCCCAACAACUGGUCUGAAAUCAACAGAUGUCAAUGAUUUAUGUGAAAAACUCCAAAUUCAGAUGGAGAAUGUCUAUUACAAAACUUCCCAUGAAGUUUCACCUAUUGUUUUCGGCAGUUCAAAUACUUCAAAGGAGAAACGACCCUUAUCAGUGUCACCAAGUUCACUGACUGAUUCUGGAGGAUUAGGUGUCUUAGAAAGAAUUGAAGAAGAGUCUGUUGAGACUAAUGUAGAAACAAUCAGUCCAGAUGUUAGCACAAAGGAAGAACAGAAACUACAUGCUGACAGAAUUAGAGAAACAACAGUUGCUGAGGCACAUGUUACCAUGGGGAAAAUAAAUAAAAGCAAACAAACUGAAAAUACAGAAGAAUUAGCUCAGAAAAUUGUGGCAAAGACAGUUAAAGAAGCACAGGAACUUGUAAAAGCAAAUUCUUUCAAAGAAGCAGAAAAAUGAAAAUAUGACCAUUAAUUAAUAAUGGACUUGAAAAAUGAUCUCAGUUCAAGGUAACAUUUCAGUCUCAAAAUGGGUGUCCUUGAAACUUGAACUUCUAUAUCCAAUUGCCUAUUGACUGCUAUGUCUAAGAGCAGUGGCAAAGAUGCAAGCUGCAGCAGUUGUAGCUAUGCAGCAACAUCCCUCACUUUCCACUCCCUACAUUUCCUGCCUCCCUAUUCUGUUCUUCCAUUUUGGGGAGAAUCUAACUGUGAUUACACAAGUCUCACUUUCCCAUUCCUACCUGCACUGUUCACUGAACAUUUCAAGUUGAUAUUCUUUCUAAAGACUAAAAUCAUGUUGACAAUGGUUUGUUUUAAACCAAAACUCCCAGAAAAUAAUUUAUUCUGGAAAUAUUUACAUAUCUGAACACUAACAUUGGCUGUAUUUUCUUUCUUAUAAAUUAAAUUUGAAAAAUUAAA